GUUACGACUGCAAUGUGUUCAGUAUUUUACUAUAUACGCAAAUAUCCUUCUAUAAAAUCUAAAGCACUUUCUGAGAUUAAUGAGAUAUUUGGACAUUCAAUAUCUUUAAAUUCCCUUUACGAAGAUAUAGAAAAACUAACAUAUUGUGAUGCCUUAAUUAAAGAAACACUUCGCUUAAUCCCACCAUUUCCAAAUUUCUCACGAUCGAAUUCUGAACCUGUAGAAGUUGGUGGACAUCUAUGGAAAGAGGGACAAACAUUUGUAUUAUUUUACUCAAGAAUAAAUAUUAAUAAAAAUGAUUGGAUUGAUGGUGAAAUUUUUGAUCCUGAAAGGUUUUUGAAGAAUAAAAAUAGUAAGCGGUCAAUAAAUGCUAAAGAUGCUAAUAAUAAAAGGGCGUUUACAACAUUUGGUGGAGGUGCUAGGGGAAAGCUCUGGGCGAUUGUUGAAAUAAAAGUACUUUUAGUGGCAGUCUUAAUGAGAUAUGAUUUGGAAUUUGUAAAUAAUGAUCAAGGAUUGGACUUAUUUUGUGAUUCAUCCUAUCAUUGGAGAGAACUUAGAAUUCGUUUAAGUCCUAGAGUGCAGGAAGCAUAA
Messenger RNA from Racocetra persica, 591 nucleotides. The record is from the annotation of a GenBank genome assembly. NCBI's taxonomy places the organism in Eukaryota, Fungi, Glomeromycota, Glomeromycetes, Diversisporales, Gigasporaceae.